Cladocopium goreaui is the source of this 1312-nucleotide messenger RNA. The record is from the annotation of a GenBank genome assembly. Lineage: Eukaryota; Dinophyceae; Suessiales; Symbiodiniaceae.
GCCCCAAAAGGCAAAGGCAAAACACGAGGGAAGCGCUCCUCAAUGAGCCUGCAGCAAUUCCAUCAGCAGACUCAAGGAGUGGCUAGCAACCGACCCAGCGGAUCCGCCUGGGGCAAAGGUGCUGCUAUGCGAACCUGCACAUGGGCAGCAGAGGAGCCAACACCAGCUGACGCUGAUUUAGCGGCAGGCUCCCCAACCAGAUCGCAGUCCUUUGCUUCGGCGUGGGUGAAGGGUCCCCCCGCCUCAGCUAUGGAUACCUUGUGGGAUGCUCCUCCUACGGUGGAGGAGGUGCCAGAGGAGGUUUGGCAAGCGCCAGCGGUGCUACCGCACGACACUCCGGCAGAAGAAGCCGCCAAAGGCGACGGCUUCGAAGGAGCCGAAGCGUUUGAAGUUGCUGAAGAGGCAACAAGGCCCUGCGCCGAAGAUUCCAAGGUCGAGGACCCAUUCUACCGCGACAUUUGUGCCUGGUUAAAGCACCUGAACCUCUCUGAACAUCAAGAGGCCAUCUAUACUUGGUGUGAAGAGAUGGGCGCAGCCACCCUGGAGGAGGUCGUGGAGAGCGCAGAGGACUUGCUUGAGGCUGUGCACAUCAAACCUUUGCAGGUCAAACGCUUGCAAAGUAAAGCACAAGAAGCCUUGGAUGCAGUCCGGAUGGAGCUUCAAGAGGUGCAAGAGGUGAAAUUGGAACCUGAAGAAGCGAAGUCUUCAGAGGUGCUCGAGGUGCUCGAGCCAAGCGAUGCAGGUCAGGAAGAAGCACCUGAAGGCAAGAGCUACUACGCUCCAGCCACUUCUAGCGGAGCUGCUAGGGCCCAAAGUUACUACAAGAGCUUGGCGAAGAUUGAGGACGAAAACUACUUGAAGUCCAGCUUCACUGAGACAGCCACUUGGCUUCCCAUGGCCAAAGCGGCAUCACAAGGAAGUCGUAAGCGACGGCACAAGGAACAGCUCAAAGAAGCCGAACAGGCGAAGCUGGCGGAGGACUUGGCGGAGGAAGAGAAGCGCCUGGAAGCGCAGAGGCUGAUGGAGCAGCAGCUGAGAGAGGAGAAGGAGAGAAAGCUGACAGAAGCUCGUGCAUUGAUCGCAUCCACCUUGGAGCGGUCGGAGUCGGAGGCCUUCUAUGCCGCGGUGGCCGCUGCCAAAGAGGUGCAGAAUCGAUGCGGAAAACUCCCCCGAAGACAGCAGCAGGUGGACCUUCCUGCAGAGGAGAUCCGGGAGGCUGAGCGACAGCUGAAACUGGCGCUGCAGAGGAGGCUCCAAGCCAGAAAUGAUGCGCUUUGCACCCUGCAAGCAACGCUGGAGGCUCCAAAGGACG